GAAUACUGAGAAGUUGUGGUACGCUUCUAAAAAGUAAGAAUUAAACUUAUAUCUUCUGAACGGAUGCCAUGUCUCAGCCAGCACAUCCAAGUUCCACCGGUGAUAAUAAUCGUAAGCCAGUGAAAUGUAGCUCUUCAGACUGUUGGUGCCUUCUCCAGAAAUUAAGAUCGGACUGUCCUUUGGUUCAGUGUAUCACAAAUUAUGUGUCGAUGGACAUCAUGGCAAAUACUCUCCUUGCGAUCGGAGCGUCCCCUGCCAUGGUACACGCUGAAGAAGAAGUGGAAGAAUUUGUCACCUUGGCCUCUGCACUGCUGAUAAAUAUUGGAACUCUUUCUACACCUUGGAUCAGGUCAAUGCACAAGGCUGCAGCAAAAGCUCAGGAAUUGGGGAAGCCAUGGGUGUUAGACCCUGUGGGCGCAGGUGCCACCAGCUUACGGACAAACACUGCAACAGACUUGGUUGUUUCUUAUAAGCCCACUGUGAUACGAGGCAAUCCCUCUGAGAUAAUGGCUCUUGCCAAAAGUAUUUGCAAAGGACUUGAUCUUCAGCCGUCAGAUGGAGCUCAAAAAGGAGUUGACAGUUCUCAGAGUUCAGACCAUGCCCUUGGGCCUGCCAAGGCCUUGGCCAAGGAGUGCUGCUGUGUUGUUGUAGUGACAGGAGAACAUGACUUUGUGACAGAUGGCUCUAGUGUGAUCACUGUAUCAAAUGGUCAUCCAAUCCUUAAAAAGAUAACUGCAGCUGGAUGCACUUUGACAGCUGUGCUGGCAGCAUUUGUUUCUCUGGGGGAUCCCACAGAUGUAACACAUGUGAUCAAAAGUUGUGCUUGUGCACUGAGUAUCUUUGGAAUUGCAGCAGAGCUAGCUGUUGAAGAUCCAAUAGCUAAGGGGCCUGGUAGUGUCAGAAUGCUUAUGCUAGAUACCUAUGGCAGAUUUAAUGCACAAACCUUGUUGGAAAGGGCAAAAAUUUCCUUUCCUUCCUAAAUUUCCUAAUUUCCUCUACACACCGCCAAGAUCAUAUUUGUAAAUUCUUGUUUAUAGUGGCAGUGGAAGUCCUUGUAAAUUAGUUACAGGAAUUAAGUAAGGGAAAAGUGUCAAAAGAAUUUGAACAUCAGACUAAUUAAAAUUAGCCAAGAGCAUUUUGACCACCAGUUCAGAGCCAGUUACCCAUCAAUUGUAAUCUCUUCAAACAAAUAAGUUCACAAAUAGUUUAGUAUGUCUAUUGAGUUAACCUAGGAUAUUUGCAAAUUUAUUUUAAAUUAAUAUUUAAUAAUAUUUCACAUACCAUUUAGAAUAAGAAAAAUUGCUUAUGUACCUUAAAAUACUGACCCUGCUUACAUAAUUGGGAUACUUAACAAAAUGGACAUAUCUUAAUCUGCUAGUAUACCAUGCAUGACUUUAUUACUUAACUCAAUGCCUCACAAAUGUAAACUUUAUUUUAAUUCUGGUACAUGAUAUAUGCUGAAAUAACUUUUACAUUACAAAAUACAGUAGAGACUGGAUAACUUGAUCUGCCAUCGGAAACAAAAAACGGUUGAAAUCCCAUCUUGUUCGAGUUACUAAGAGGUUUGAGUUCACUGAGUUUGAAUUGGUGAGGUUCUCCUAUAUCAGGAUGACACGGUUUUCUCUUGGAACACGUCAGGCCAGUAUUUCUACCUAUCAUUUGUUUUUGAGAUGCCAGCCACUAAAAGUAGACAAAGCAGAAAAAAAAAAUGGUUGAAAUCGCAUCUUGUUCAAGUUACUGGGAAGUUUGAGUUCACUUAGUUUGAAUUAGUGAGGUUCUCCUAUAACAAGAUGACACUGUGUUCUUUAGGAACACGUCAGGCCAGUAUUUCUACCUAUCAUUUGUUUCUGAGAUGCCAGCCACUAAAAGUAGACAAAGCAGUUGUCAAAUAGCAGUCUUAGUUUGAAAUAAAUUUUACCUUCACCCAGUCUUGUAUCCAUGGCUGGCUACUAAUUAUCUGGAGAACACUUAUGACAAUAUUUCAUGAGAUUUAAGUAUUAAAUAAUCUUCAUAUCAUG
Molecule: messenger RNA, 2018 nt
Organism: Pocillopora verrucosa
Lineage: Eukaryota; Metazoa; Cnidaria; Anthozoa; Scleractinia; Pocilloporidae
Biological process (GO): thiamine biosynthetic process
Molecular function (GO): hydroxyethylthiazole kinase activity; ATP binding; magnesium ion binding
Source: RefSeq, a predicted model, not a curated record